This is a messenger RNA of Dovyalis caffra, 423 nucleotides long. NCBI's taxonomy places the organism in Eukaryota, Viridiplantae, Streptophyta, Magnoliopsida, Malpighiales, Salicaceae. The record is from the annotation of a GenBank genome assembly.
AUGCCGUAUGAAAAAGACGGACCAGGAACACCUCUCGUUGCAACUUGCAACAAGGCCUUAGCAAAGAAGCGCUUCUUAUCGGCAGCAAGUUACAGCACAUUUUCUUUGUUUAUCUGUGAGGAGAGAGGGAGGGAGAGAAAGAUGGAAGAAUCAUUUCCAAUGACCGGCGGAGAUGGUCCUUACAGCUACACCAAGAAUUCUAGUCAUCAGAAAAAAGCAGCUGCUAGCGGAAAAACAAUGCUAGCUUCAGGGAUCCUCGAAAACCUUGUCAUAGAACAUUCUUCAAGGAGCAAAUCUCCCAUUUUGACACGCGGCGGCGACUUUAAUUUCCUUCGGGCGCGGAGAUUGUGCGCUUCGGGGGAUAAAAUGGAGGGAGGUGGGCCCACAACACUUUUGGGUCUGCACCAUCUAACCAAUGAAUGA